AUGUCGUCGUCGUCGCCGCCGCCGGCGGGGGCUGCCAGCGCCGCCAUCUCGGCCUCGGAGAAAGUGGACGGCUUCACCCGGAAAUCGGUGCGCAAGGCGCAGAGGCAGAAGCGCUCGCAGGGCUCGUCGCAGUUCCGCAGCCAGGGCAGCCAGCCGGAGCUGCACCCCUUGCCCCAGCUCAAAGAUGCCACUUCAAACGAACAACAAGAGCUUUUCUGUCAGAAGCUGCAGCAGUGUUGCAUACUGUUUGAUUUCAUGGACUCUGUUUCAGACUUGAAGAGCAAAGAAGUUAAAAGAGCAACAUUGAAUGAACUGGUUGAGUAUGUUUCAACUAAUCGUGGUGUAAUUGUUGAAUCAGCGUAUUCUGAUAUAGUAAAAAUGAUCAGUGCUAACAUCUUCCGAACUCUUCCUCCAAGUGAUAAUCCAGAUUUUGAUCCAGAAGAGGAUGAGCCCACACUUGAGGCCUCUUGGCCUCACAUACAAUUGGUGUAUGAAUUCUUCUUAAGGUUUUUGGAGAGCCCUGAUUUCCAGCCUAGCAUUGCAAAGCGAUACAUUGAUCAGAAGUUUGUACAACAGCUCCUGGAGCUUUUUGAUAGUGAAGAUCCCAGAGAACGCGACUUCCUGAAGACCGUUCUGCAUCGAAUUUAUGGGAAGUUUCUUGGAUUAAGAGCAUUCAUCAGAAAACAAAUUAACAACAUUUUCCUCAGGUUUAUAUAUGAAACAGAGCAUUUCAAUGGUGUUGCUGAACUCCUUGAAAUAUUAGGAAGUAUUAUCAAUGGCUUUGCAUUGCCACUGAAAGCAGAACAUAAACAAUUUCUAAUGAAGGUUCUUAUUCCUAUGCAUACUGCAAAAGGAUUAGCUUUGUUUCAUGCUCAGGUGAUCAGAGGAUUGCUGAAAUUUUGGCCAAAAACAUGCAGUCAGAAAGAGGUGAUGUUUUUAGGAGAAAUUGAAGAAAUCUUAGAUGUCAUUGAACCAACACAAUUCAAAAAAAUUGAAGAGCCCCUUUUUAAGCAGAUAUCCAAGUGUGUAUCCAGUUCUCAUUUUCAGGUUGCAGAAAGGGCGCUGUACUUCUGGAACAAUGAAUAUAUUCUUAGUUUGAUUGAGGAGAAUAUUGAUAAAAUUCUGCCAAUUAUGUUUGGCAGUUUGUACAAAAUCUCCAAAGAACACUGGAAUCCGACCAUUGUAGCACUGGUGUACAAUGUGCUGAAAACCCUCAUGGAGAUGAACGGCAAGCUUUUCGAUGAUCUUACUAGUUCAUACAAAGCUGAAAGACAAAGGGAGAAAAAGAAGGAAUUGGAACGUGAAGAAUUAUGGAAAAAAUUGGAGGAGCUAAAGCUAAAGAAAGCUCUAGAAAAGCAGAACAGUGCUUACAACAUGCACAGUAUUCUCAGCAAUACAACUGAUGAAUAA
Messenger RNA from Lipotes vexillifer (Yangtze River dolphin), 1410 nucleotides. It is a transcript of the gene PPP2R5A, whose product is annotated as protein phosphatase 2 regulatory subunit B'alpha. Lineage: Eukaryota; Metazoa; Chordata; Mammalia; Artiodactyla; Lipotidae. Gene Ontology annotation, molecular function: protein phosphatase activator activity. Gene Ontology annotation, biological process: protein dephosphorylation; signal transduction. Gene Ontology annotation, cellular component: cytosol; protein phosphatase type 2A complex; nucleus. The record is from RefSeq and is a predicted model, not a curated record. The coding region runs from base 1 to 1410 and encodes 469 amino acids. The transcript is spliced from 12 exons.